UGCGAAUCACCCUCCUCUCUCGCGUAGUGCCUCGUGCAAUGUUCAGGUUGCGUCAACGAGAACGCCUGUUUGUUUCCUUGUCGAUUCCUGCUCUCCAAAACCCUAAUUUCUCUUACUUUUCUGGAUUUUCUCGUUGCUCUGUAGUUGGACAAUGACAGCUGCAAUAGCCUCUCCGCUGGCUAUUUCUUGUUCUAGCCGGCGCAAGGAUCAAAUAUUCAGUUAUUCAGUAUCAAUCACCAGAGCCACGUUUUCUUUCGCUGUUGUUCCCUCUCACGAGUCUUCUUCUUCAUCUUCUUUAAAGUUCUGCUCAUUUCUCGGCAAUUUCCGUCAGACCAGCGAUGAAAUGCUGACAAGCUUCAGUGCUAGAGGUUCUCAGUUUCUGCCAAGGUUUCUGUGUCCUGUAUCUUGUGAAGUUGAUGGUCUCAAGGAGGAAGAUGCCAAGAAACGAAGGCCAGAAUAUGCCAUUAAAGUGAAAUCGGAUGAAUCAACCAAUAGGCAUGUAUUAGAUAUCCAAAAUUCAGUCUCAUCUGAACGGAAGAUGUUGAGGAUGGAAAGAAAUGCCAAGCGUCUCAACAAUAAUGCGUCACAGAGGAACAAAAUCGAAUAUUACCAGGUCAUCCAAUAUCCUCUGAAAACUGAGUCUACAAUGGGGAGUAUAUUACGUCACAAUACUUUGGUUUUUGUUGUUCACAAAGACGCUGACAAGAAAAGCAUAAGGGAUGCUGUAAAGAAGCUGUUUAAGAUUGAAAUGAAGAAAAUAAAUACGUCAAUCAUGCCUGAUGGGACGAAGAAAGCAUAUGUUGUGCUGACACCAAACCAUAGUGCACUAGAUGUGGCAAAAAAAAUCAAAGCCAUUUAAAAUAUUGAUUCUCCAUCUUCCUUUCCUUACCAUGCCAACCUGGUGGCUAUAUAAUGUGCUGGAGUUAGAAACUAGAAGCUUAUGAUUUAUAUUUGUAUGCAGGUGAUCUUAUGCUGCAAUGUUCUUUAGUCUUUAUAGGUACAAAUUUGUAGUUUCACCUUAAUUUUGACCGCUCUCUGGGACGUAAGUAUUCAAUCAUUGUGGUUUUUGCCUAAAUGUCCUGUAUGCAUGUACAUCUUGGUUCAACGCGGCCUUCAUUUUCCCCCAAAUAUUGGGAAAAACUCGUAAUCUGUGGGAAAUCAUAUUCUUUUAAGUUACAUUCAAAUACUUGAUAACAGGAGGAUGGCUUAUAAUCGUUUCCCAAUUUAUGUUUGUGUUGUAGGUUUGUAAAGUUGACGACAUGGAGCCAUUUGACACUUGGCUCUCAAUUGGGCUGAUGUUAUAAUGCAGAGAUUGGUUGGGAGAAGAUAGUGGAAUAUUUCAGACACUUCCUAGUUCGUACCAACUACUGACAAAAGUGCAAGGCACAUUAAGUCCUUUGGCUCUUAUCCUAAUUUUUAUCAUUUUCUCAAAGGUCGCUCACUGAUUCUGCUUUAUAAAAAAUGAUCCUCCCUGGGACCUGGUGGAUCUUGCUUUAAUAUUUCACAAGCAAUUUUGGUGAGACCCCUUAAUCCUCCUUAUCAUUUGGCUUCUUUUGAAAAUUGUCCUACUGCUAGCCUCCUUAGCAAGGGCACAACAUAAUUCUUCCCUCUGAACUUUUUGUUUUCAUUUUUCCUGCUGGAUAAAGGGAAAAAAAGACAAGUGGAGCCCCAGCUUUUGAUACUCCGUUUCCUUAUAAAUCCAUAACCAGCACUACCAGCUACAGAUAAAGAUGAACGCUAAUGUCUGGGUAACCUAAACGUAUGACACCAUACGGUUCUAAGUUCUAACAAACCCUUGAUUUUGCAAAAGUGGUACAACGACAACAACAACACUAUACUCGUGUAAUCUCAAAGGUGGUGUUUGAGAAGGGUGGUCUGAAUGCAACCUUACCACUAUCUUAUUAAGGUAUAGAGGUUGUUUCCUAGUGUAAUUUCAUAAAUGGAGUCUGUAAAGAUUGUUUUGCAAAAGUGGUGGAUUUUUUUAAAACAAACUGCAUCAAACAUGAUC
Messenger RNA from Solanum dulcamara, 2008 nucleotides. Its product is annotated as 60S ribosomal protein L23a-like. The record is from RefSeq and is a predicted model, not a curated record. Bases 152 to 859 code for a protein of 235 amino acids. The transcript has 2 exons. Gene Ontology annotation, biological process: ribosomal large subunit assembly; translation. Gene Ontology annotation, molecular function: structural constituent of ribosome. Gene Ontology annotation, cellular component: cytosolic large ribosomal subunit; ribosome. NCBI's taxonomy places the organism in Eukaryota, Viridiplantae, Streptophyta, Magnoliopsida, Solanales, Solanaceae.